Messenger RNA from Clupea harengus (Atlantic herring), 2337 nucleotides. Its product is annotated as gypsy retrotransposon integrase-like protein 1. Gene Ontology annotation, biological process: DNA integration. Gene Ontology annotation, molecular function: nucleic acid binding. Lineage: Eukaryota; Metazoa; Chordata; Actinopteri; Clupeiformes; Clupeidae. The record is from RefSeq and is a predicted model, not a curated record.
AUUGUGGUUAGAAGGUAUUUUAGUUUGAUCAAACACAACAUUAAAUAUGAGCGAGAUAUUAGAGACAGGAUAGAUUUUUCAAAACAUGACCUCGUCCAUCAGUAAAAACUGACCGUCCUCACAUUCGUGGAACUAUUCUUCUACAUGACUAUCUUCGUGUGCUUUGACUUCUGUCACAUUAGACACAAUAAACAUUCAUGCGUCCGAAAUAACCUAUAGUUUUACAUUAUGUUAAGUGUAGAGUCCAUACAAGUAGCUGAGGAGGAGGUGGUUGAAUCAAGCUCCAACCGACUCGAGGAUAUUUAUACAUUUGUAGCGCAGGGAUGUUACCCACAGUCCAUGAACCCAAUAAGAAAGAAAAAUCUUAAACGCUACGCUCAGAAGUUCAUCAUUGACGAUGGACGGUUAUAUUAUGUUGGACCCAAAAAGGAGGAGAAGCGAGAGGUGGUAAUUGAAUCAGAAAGAAAGCGUCAGAUAUUUCUAGAAUGUCAUUUGAAUGAUAUUGGCCACCACCUCGGGCAGAAGAAGACCGUCCAUCGGAUUCAGUGCAAAUAUUACUGGCUUGGCAUAGUCAAGGACGUGGUGGAUUGGAUAAAAGUGUGUGAAACCUGCCAGCACACAGAGAGGAAUAAAAACAUGACCAGAGUAAUUCGGCCAAUUAAGGUGGAUGGUCCUUGGGAAGUUAUUGCAGUUGAAAUAUUAGGUCCAUUUCCUGGGACAGUGCCAGCUGGGAACAUGCAUGUGGUUGUAAUCACGGAUUACUUUAGCAAGUGGGUGGAGGGUUUUCCAGUCCAAAGGACAGAUUCCCUUUCUGUAGCACGAUGCAUCUCUACAUCUAUUUACAGGUUUGGGUCACUGAAAACGAUUUGCGUCUGCCAAACAGCAGACUUUUGUGAGGAGGUCUCAAAGCACCUUUGUGAGAGGUGGAACAUAGUUCAGAGGGUGUCCUCUGUAGACCAGUCCCAGAGAAAUGCCCUAUAUGACCAGAGCAGUAGUCUUUUGAAGAAUGCCAUCAAGGACGUUGUGUCAGAAAAGCAGCUAGACUGGGAUGAUUUCAUUGAUCCAGUGCUGUCCUUGUUUCGAACAUCAACAAACCCUACCACCAAGUUCACGCCGUAUUGCUUAAUGUUUAAUAGGAAAGCCAUUAUGCCCAAUGAGGUUAACCUGAUGAAACUGGAGCUGCUUGCUCAUGACAGUGGGGAGACAUAUGGCUUAAAUGAACAGGGAGUCAUGAGUUUAAUGAGCACCAUGCAGGAGCAACAUAAUGCUGUCAGACAGCUGGUUUUAGCCAACAUGAACGCCACUUACAAACAGGAAAAGAAGAAUGCCAAGAGAAGAACAAGGAGCGUCACUUAUGAGGUCACAGAGCCUCUAUUUGGUAAUGAGGCGUCACCUCCAUGUAAGAAGCUGAAAGACAGUCUGUUCCUUUCUUUCCCAGUGGAAACAGUUUUGGCUACAGAACAAAAUGGCACUCAUGGCAAGAAAAGUGAUUUGGAAUAUCCGUUGCCAGGUUCUGAUGUGCACUGAAGAGGACUUGAAUACUAUGGGAGUUAACGAUGAUAACGAGAAAAUGAACACGUAUAUGGUUGGACCAGUGAUCUGCAGUGCUUCUCAAUAUGGAAAGGCCUAUAAGCAGUAUUCCUUGGGCAGCCUGAAGAGAAUGCAGUGAAAAGGCUGUUCUGCCAUAUUGCAUCUCUAUAGCUAGGACAUUCUUGUUAUUUCAGGACCAAAGAACAUUUGGUCUACUUGAAGUGUAACCUGCACUGGAUAGGUAGAAGUUAGUGCAGGCUAUUAGUUGGGGUGAUGCACUAAUAGUGGUGACAGAAGAACUGCUUGGUGGGUGUUGAGGUAUAUUGAUAUAGGAUUGACUCGAGUCCUUAUUAUUUCUGGAAUGUUUUCACUGAGUAAUAACGGUAAGUUUGCGAUAUGUCUUUAAGGAUGAUUCGAUGAAUUCCUCUAAAAGGUUUUGGAUUUUAAAUUCCAAUGGCUGGUACAAUUUAAUUCCCCAUGAGUUCACACAACCGCACCAAAACCGUUUGCAUUAAGGUACUUUACAGUAUGUUCUAGAUACUGUAUUGUAACACGUACUAAGAAAUGUACUUUGUACACUGUUAAGUUAUCGAUGACACAUUGUGCAUGACAUUUGUAAUCGGCUUAAAGGGUUAAAGUGUAAAUCGAUUAAUUUAUAAACUAUUAUGGACCUCACCUCUGUAUCAUCCUGUUAAUAUGGCGCAUAGGCUUUCAUGAUGCCAUUAAUAUUAGAUUUUAUGUAAUCAGCAAGCAAACUUUUCAUACUUUUUGUUUUUUGAAUUUCAAUAAAAAACUCAGUCCACAUAA